This is a messenger RNA of Sphaeroforma arctica JP610, 2797 nucleotides long. RefSeq lists its product as hypothetical. The transcript has 11 exons. The coding region runs from base 1 to 2436 and encodes 811 amino acids. Lineage: Eukaryota; Ichthyosporea; Ichthyophonida. The record is from RefSeq and is a predicted model, not a curated record.
AUGUCGCCCGAGUGCACAGAUUUGCGACAAAUGGAGAAUCUCGAGAGAGUGUACAAGGAGAUCAAGGAUCAAGAUCCUUCAACUCAUCGCACUUAUGAAGUUGUGGCUGAGUACUAUCUCAUGAACAGCCAACGUGCCACUGAGAUCCAGCGCAGUCUGCAGAAGCUAUACAUGAACGUGCACUUCCCGGUAGUGUACACACUUCUCUUCACCGAUUGGUUGUUUACCAACGAUUUCUCACGGCAUAUAGAACCUGUUCGACCGGCGAAUAUCACCACUAAGUCGUACAAUGUGUGGAUCAAGGGCGCUAACAGUCUGUUCAAGUGGGAUCUGCAACACGGAACCUUCUUCUUCUCGGGGUUGUUUGACUUCGCAUGUAAUGUGUGUGUUUGCCGGAACGCGGCGUCGUUCGAGUGGUCUGUGCUUGAGGAUAGUAAUAAGCCGGAUGCCCCUUCAGUGUUAGAUUCUUACAUGCUGGACGAUAUGGUCCAUAAUAUAGCUUCACUGUACUUGUACUACAACGACGAGGCCAGUCUAAAGAACUACUGUGUCGAGCUAUCUGCAAGUCUGUAUGUUUUCGAUAACCGUAGAGCCGUCAGCUGGCUGGACGACCCUGAGACAGUCGAAACCAGAAAGGAGUGCAAUCAUCUUCCCAAAUUCAUUAACCGCAAACACUUUGUGGACAACCUCUACACGUCGCGCGUGCGCAGCACACACUGCUGCGGCAACACAUACCUCGUCGGUGACGAACAACCCGCCACCCCCACCACCUCAGCUGCACCCGCGCCAGACAUCACCUGCAACACCGACAACUGCCAGUACACCCGUAGCGAGAGUGCGGGUGAACAUCACCAGAGCUUGACCCCCGACAGUGAGCCCAGCCACUCGCCCCAGCGGCAGGUCAGUGAGACGGAGUACAUCAGACGGCUGUCGUCGCAAAUGGACGGCAAUGACACAUCCGAUGCGGCCUAUGUGACCGCAAACGAGGACAAGAGCGAGACGGAGUCGGAGACGAGUGCGAGGCGAACUGUAAGCUCGAGCUUCGAUAGUCUCAGCCACUUAGUAAAAGAAUUCGACACUGGCAUCGAGGUCAUGGACUUCAGCAAUGACACUGAGACGUCGCAACGACGAACGAACAGCGCAGACACAAGACGAUACCAAAACUUUCGGUCUAUCGACCCCACCAACAGACCUAACCGCGUACCCAGGAGAGCAGGAACGGCGUCAGAGUCGAAUGCCAAUGAAUUGGCCGACCGAGAAGCAGGACCUGCCUUGUUCGCCGGUCGCUACGCCGCCGACCAAGACUGUUUCCACAACACCACACAGACCUAUUCACAGCAACAAGCCCUCCUACAGAAAACCGACGGGAACCAAUCUUACUAUGUCACACAACCGUGUAGUGACAGUGACCAUGCACACGCACACGCACACACACACAUAAAAAAGGGUGCAAAAGAGUCCCAUUCCCCGCCCUGGCAGACGUUGGGUGGACCUGCGCCCGCGGCGCAUGCAUCGACUGUCGGUAGUUUCAGUAAUAUCAGUAGUGUGCUGGAGGGUGACGACGUCGAUCUGCCGGUGACAGCCGAGAGUGUGCAGGCGCUGUAUGAUAUGUUUGUGUUGGAGCUACUCAAACUCACACGGCGCCUGCACGGUCUAAGCGAAUACGACACCGUCACAUCGCAGCAACUGCUUCCGUGCCUCGCGGAAGUCGAUCUCACGCUGCUGAGUCCCCGUACCAUAGCCCGGCUGGAGAGCAUGCUGUACAAAGCAAACACGUACAGGCAACCAAACCGACAGGUGCGUUUGGCUGCCAGGCGCACUAUGGACAAGCUCUUUCCGCGGGGCAUGUAUGCGCGUUAUGUGGUGUCUGGGGCUUUCAAGGCGAUACUCUACCCGUGGAACGUGCCGUACUCGCUGUACUGUAUGAGUUGUGACAAGCUCAGUGCCGCAGGGCAGUACUUUAUGUCGACCGAAGUGGCGGUGAGCCUGCAGCACGCGGCUGCACUCGACCGACGAGAGAAUGAGACACGCACGGAUUUGAUUAUGGACCGGGUUAGAAACGUGGUACAGAGCGCGUACACCAAGGUGCAGACCCUGCGCCACCAGAGCGACGCCGACGCAACAACACCGGCCGAGCACCAAACAAUACCCCAGCGCCCACUCACCUACUACGAAGUGGUGUACAGCCAGCUGCCCGAUAGAGAGGACUGUGAAGCCUACGCCAAGCAAAGGUUGGAGACAUCGCUGGUACGCUGUGUGUCUACUGCGACGAACGCCGCGAGCUACUUGCCGUGGAGAUACUUAUCUGGGUCCGGCAUGGUUGAGGAGUUCCUGCACGAAUCUACCAUAGGCCAGUACUAUGAGCAAGUGGUGGCGAAAAACAAGCGUGAUGUCGAGGAACCUGUUGAAAUACAGACUCCUGGGAGCUGUGCUUGAGUGUUUUGGAAGUGUACGCAUUUCAUGUAACAUAACCGUUAAAAAUGACACGGUUUAGUAUAAAUAAGGCCUACUGAUGUUAUAUGCCCGCAUCUGGUCGGGUUGCUGACUAUUAGUAGAGGCGGCAUACGAAUGCUCAUGUAAGUCGAACAAGUACCGGCUGGACGGUUUCGAAGACUCCGAUAGAGAGACAGACCUUAGAGAUUGCUAUGAGUAAUGGUUGUAUCUGGAAUAUAGAUUAUGUAUAUGAAAGCUUAUAUACACGCGUGGAAAAAGUCCGGUUUGCGUACAUGUACGCAAAAAGCCCCAUAUACGUACAUGUACGUAAACAAACUCCCAAUAUAAAAUUUACAAUCUUGGA